Molecule: messenger RNA, 5408 nt
Organism: Mya arenaria
Lineage: Eukaryota; Metazoa; Mollusca; Bivalvia; Myida; Myidae
Product: protein fantom-like
Exons: 36
Coding region: 62-4258 (1398 amino acids)
Biological process (GO): non-motile cilium assembly
Cellular component (GO): ciliary transition zone
Source: RefSeq, a predicted model, not a curated record
UGAGGAUUUGUUCAAUUGUUUUCUGUUGGUACAGCUAGGAAUGUUGACAUAGCUGGCAACAAUGACAGAUGUUGACCACAUUCCAGUCAAAGACACCAAUGUUGGUGGUCUUGAGCAGCGUGCUGCCCAGCAGCGACGGAUGGUCAGUAAAUGGGACCGGGGGGAGCUAGAGGAUAAAUACCUGCGCAUGGCCGAGGAGAACCUCAUACUUAAGAAACAUGCACGCAAACAGGAGGACAAGAUUAAACGAAUGGCCACCAAGUUGCUGCGUCUUGUCAAUGAUAAGAAGAAGACAGGAGACGUAGAGAUCAGCCAUGUGCCAGGAGGCAAGAAGAUUCGAGACAUCGAGAUGGAAGAAAAGAUGGCCGAACUCCAGGACAAAAUCCUCAAUCUUGAAAAAAACAACCAUCAUCUGAAAGAGAAGUUGGAUCUUGCCAAGCAGCAGAUUGCCUCCACCAGUAAACGGCCACAGCAGUAUCCACACGCCAUGUCAAGAAUCAAUACAGGCAUUGCAAAGACUUCCCAUGAUCCCAGGCUGACCAAGAACAUGCGCGUGGCUGGGCCUCAUCAAGACCACAGGACUAGGUCUGGUCCUGUGAGCCACGCCCACCUGAGACACAGUCAAGGAGGUCACAGUGGGGCCCUGGAGGAUACACGCAUGGAAAACAACAGACUGGAGAGGCAGGUUGCCCAGCAACAUGAGCAGAUCAACAUGUAUGAACUGGAGAUGAGACAACUACGGGAGCAGGUUCACGUGAAGGAGAGGGAGUAUGAGGAAGACCUGACUAAGAUCAAGCACCAGAUCACUGCAGAACACAGGACAAACGUCCAGGAGAACAUUGACAUGAUCAAGCUGCAACGUGAGGUGAAGGAGAAAUCCACCAAGUUCCUUAUGCUCCAGGAGAAAUACAGCAUGCUUGAGGAGAACCUGCGUAGCGUAAAGAGGAGCCAUGACACGCUACUGAUGGAGAUGGAGAACAAUAACAUGCAGUUGAAGGAAGAACAGAACCGAAACCUCGUCCUACAGAAUGAGCUUAAGCUCGGCUCAUCCAAACAUUCAGAACUUCUACAGCUCCAGGAGCAGACUAACAGCCUGAAGAAGGAGAUAGAGAUUCUCAAGGAAGCCAACGAGAAACUGGUCGGCAGUGCAUUUGACCUUGAGCGUGAGCGUGAGUGGCGCCAGCGUGAGAACGCCCUUAAGGUGCAGAUUGCCCAGUUGGAGGCCACUCUCAAGGCAGACCUUGGCGAGAAGGGAGGAAUUCUGGAUAAACUGGCUAUUGAGAAAGAUCAAUAUGACAGGAUGACAUCUGAACACAGGACGAUGCAGUUGGAGCACUUCCAGCUCAGAGAGAAAUAUGACGACCUUGUGGAAAAAAUGAAGUUCUUUACUAAGGAGAGUGCUGUAGACUUCACAGAGAUUGAGGAGGCACUAGUGUUGGUUAAACAGAAGAAACAGAAGCUGACUGCUCACCCGGAAUUCCUGCACAGGGUGGAUGAGGAGUUAGAUAAAGAUGCCCAGCGUCGGUUGUUGGACCUUCAGGCAGAGUAUGCAGAGACUGUACAUGAGCUAGAGAAGACCCGUAACAUGCUGGUCGUGCAACACAAGAUCAACAAGGACUACCAGCAAGAGGUUGCGUUGGCCACGGGUCGUAUGGAUGAGGUUAAGAAGGAGUAUGAGAUGAGGCUGGAUGAGUACGCCCGCCUUCUUGACAUGCGCCAGGCUAGAAUAAAGAAACUCGAGUCUCAGCUCCGGGACGUCGCGUAUGGAACCAAGCAGUACAAGAUCAUGCCACCUGCAGACGACAUGGAUGAAGAUGUGGAGCAGUUUGACGAGACAAUCCACCUUGAACGAGGACAGAACCUGUUUGAGAUCCAUGUAACCAAGGCAACUCUGUCUAGCGAUGCCCUUCGGUUGCUAGGUGACGAGGAACCAUCCCUGUUCUGUACCUGGGAGUUCUUCGAGUAUGAGAUUCAGAGUACGCCUGUUGUUAGGGGAGGCAGACCUGAAUUUGACUUCACAUCUCAGUACAUUGUCAAAGUUGACGAUUUCUUCCUACAUUAUCUUCAAAAGGAAUCAUGCACUCUAGAGCUACACCAGUCUUUUGGCCAGGACUACACCACGAUCGCUGCAUGCCAAAUUACAUUCAGGGAGCUCUUUGACAAGACUCAUGGGCGCAUCCAUGGGACCGCAACCUUGACUGGGGUCAUGGCGUCCGGCACGGGUAUCGGGUUUGGGACCAUAGAAUACUGGGUACGGCUCCGUGUGCCCAUGGACCAGGCUCUCAGGCUAUACAAGGAACGCACAAAGGCCCUGGGCUACAUGACGACCAACAUUCGAGCGUCAGACCAGGCCCUACAAGCCCUGGACGACGAAGCUGCCAGGAGACCGCCAGAUAACGUCAAUGAGCUUCAUAUCAAGGUCGUACGCUGUUCCAGUCUGAAGGCUCGCAGAGAGAAUGUGCAGCCAUCACCAUACUGUGUAUACCAGUUCUUCGACUACAACGAUCAUGACACAGUGAUCAUCAACAGCUCCAAUAACCCAGAGUUUAACGACCACAAAACAUACCCAGUUCCAAUGACAGCUGACCUCGACCAGUACCUUAAAACCAUGCCACUGAAGAUCUUCAUAUUUGACGACACAGACCCCGAGCAGACAUCGUACCUGGGUAUCGCCGACAUUCCGCUCAUCCCCCUUGCCCAUGAUAAAGGUGUAUCUGGGAUAUUUGAGCUGAGAGGUGCUAACGGGCACAUUAACGGCACAGUCGAGGUGGAACUCAGGUGGCAGUUCACGUACAUGCCUCCUUCUGCUAUGAAGACUGGUUCACAGAGACCGCACGAGUUGGAAGCGGCCCCACAGGAGCCCCCUGAGAAGCUAGUAGCAUUCCAGGACACCAGUAGCAUGCAAGAGCAGCCCCGGGUGGGUAAGCGUAUGGCACCUCAGUUCCCCGGACCCUCCGCCCACUCCACACCUGCAGCCAAACCACGGGACCACAUGGAGGAUAGGGAACACAGACAGCCCAAGCAGCCAACAAGGCGUCAGUUAAUUCAGGAGCCCUCCAGUGAGACAGAGGAAGAUAUCGCACAGCCGUCAGCUAUUCAGCGUGACUCCAUGGUUCACGAGGCUGUAUCCCACGCUGUAUCCACACUCAUGCCCGGCCUUGACACCAUGACAACGCUCAAUGAAACCAUUGAAACACCAGAGCGGUCAGUAGAGGAACCUGUCAGAUCCCCGUCCCCCACCCCAGAAGAAGCCCCUAUAAUCGAGGAAGAGGAGGACAUUGUCUCAGAUCGAGGCUCUGUGAGAUCUGUACGCAGUCAAGCCAGCUCAGUCCGUAGCCAGGCCAGCUCAGUCCGUAGCCAGGCCAGCUCAGUCCACAGUAAAGCCAACAGCUUAGGAAGCCAGGCCAGUCGAGGUUCAGAUUACUCUCCAAAGCCUGUUCCUCGUAAGAGAAACACAUCAGACACUCUUCUCUGGUCAGGAUCCAGAGCCACUGAGCGAGCAGGGGAUGAGAUGAGGUCAACUAUCCGGUCAGACACCAUGUUUGGAGACCAGACACCAAGCGAAUCUCAGUCUGAAAACGUGUCACCGUCUGCAAGCCAGGGCGGCACCCUGCGGGAGGAGGAAGCACCACCCACAGAGUCCGAGAGUGAGACUCCACCAAUUGAAUCUGAUAGCGAGGGUGUCAUGGUCGCACCCAAACCCUCCAAGCGCAAACAGAAACCAGAGUCCAAACCUGGCAACUCUGUAACAGUGGCCAUCAAUCGUGUAUCGCUGGAGGAGGACUCAGCCGCAAUGGCCAACGACCACAUUAAACAGCUGUUUGUGGAAUACAAGUUCCUCGGUAUUGAUCCUCAGGAGACAGAGACGCCAUUCUCCCUGCCCAAACCCAAGCCAUACCAUAACAUACAGUUCAACUUUAGCAACACAUUCCAUGUGGACUUUGAAAACAACUACCAGCGUCGCCAAUAUCUCGCCAGCAUGCUGCUUCCCACCGACCCGGAUGAUGGAAGGAUACGGUUUACGUUGGUCAGCGAGCCGCCAGAGGAUGAUCAGGAUGGUGACUGUGAGGAUGUAGGUGUGGCAUGUGUCAAUGUGAGGGAUAUACUGACUAAAAGGAGGGACCUAGAGGACCAGGAUGUGGACAUUAUGGAUAUUGAGACAGAGCAGACAGUUAUAGGAAGCAUGAACCUGACUGUACAGUGUUUGGCUGCCCUGGAUUCCGUGGAAAAGGAGAUGAAGGUGGAGGGGACAUACUGACCUGGCUGAGGGGCUUUACAAAAGCUCCACACCUUUAUAGAUACAAAAAUGAUAGAAACACUGCAUUUUGUUGAAGGAAGGGGGCAUAACGGAAACUCUUGGCUUUCUAAGGGGCGUCACAAUAACUCUGCCGUUUUUUAGGGAUUGCUACUUAAAAUCUUCCCUGUAUGAAGGAAAACAGUUCAGUUACUCUAACCAUUAAUAUAAUAUUAAUCUCUGCACUCUUGUGAGGGGUGUAAGAUAAAAUCACUAUUAAAUGAGAGGGUGUUUUUUAAUCUUUGCAUUUUAAUUUACGGAUUUUAAAGAAAUUAAUUAUUUUAUUGAGGGUUAUGAAAAAAUUCACCUUAUUAAAAAAACGGAAUGUUAAAAAAUCAUUUUUAAGUUAAAUGGCAUUACAGAAACUCCACACUCAUUUGACAAGCAUUUCAUAAUAUCAGUGCUUAUGUUUGGGGUCAUACCCAAAUUCCUGGCAUUAUGAACUGUUAAAUUAAUGAGUUGUGUUGAAUUGGAAAUGAAGUGUACUUGGGUAAUUGCUGAGAGAGAAUACAGUGAAUAUAUGUACACGUUUCAGAUCAAGAGAUUUACUAUUAUUAAAAUUCUAUGAGUAGGAGAUUGCUGGCAUCAUGUCCAAGGCUGUAAAGAUAUACAAUAUAUAUUUAUUUUGUUGUUGAUGAGUAAAACCGGUAGAUGUAUUUACUCCUUUCACAUCAGGAUUAUAUUGUGUUUUUCAUCUCAUUACUGAAAUGUUUACAGACAACCGUCCAAGUGUGUAGAAUGUAUUUAUUAUUGGUACAUGUGCAUCUGUGAUAUUUAUUUUAUUUUUUAAUUGUAUCUCAUUUUCAUUCUGUCAAAUUUUAUCGAUUUUUGUUUUAGAAUACUUGUUGGAAAUUGAAGAUAAUUACAUAUAUUGCUUAAUGUUUCUCUUUAUUAAGUGAAACAGAAGUGGGGUUUUUCCAUUGCCUCUCUUAAAAUGGCAUAUACAAAAUCUUUGUGUAUUUAAAUACCUACUUUUUGGUGUUUUACCUUUUAUGUUGAGUCCAUUUUAAGUGUGCUUUGCUUUGAAGAAUAUAUAUACUGUAACAUGUAGUGAUAUUUAUGUAUUAAAAUAUUGAAUAUAGAUGUAGAAAAUAAAUAAAAAAUAUCAAAAUGA